AAAAUGAUUUUUGAGUAAUUUAAAUAAAUUCGUCUUAAAGAUAUACCAACAAUAUUAUGUGCUAUUAAAUUGAAAAUUGUAAUAACAAUCGUCAAUUACAACGUUACACACAUACAUUCCGCAAAUUGUAAGAUAGUAGAUUUUCUGAAAAAUACCCGCCAUUUUAAUAAUUUGACGUCACGGUCACGUGACUGUUUGUUAUUUAGCCAAUCAGAAAUCAGUAUCACAUAACCACAACCACGAUUUUGAGAAAUGGCUGACGACAAGGAAGUCGAAAAAACGAUUGCCGAAGACUUGGUUGUGACCAAGUACAAGCUUGCAGGACAGAUUGCCAAUCGUGUUCUAGAGCAAGCGAUCGCAAAAUGCGUCCCAGGCGCGUCUGCACGAGAGAUUUGCGAAUUUGGCGACAAGCAAAUCCUCGAAGAGACUUCAAAGGUCUUCAAGAAGGAGAAGGACUCGAAAAAAGGCAUUGCCUUUUCGACGUGUGUGUCCGUGAACAACUGUAUAUGUCACUUCUCGCCCAUUCCUAGUGAAAGUGACUAUAUCUUGAAGGCUGGCGACUUAGCCAAAAUUGACCUGGGAGCUCACAUAGAUGGUUUCAUUGCGGUAGUUGCGCACACAGUCUGCGUCGGCGGUGGAGAUGUAACGGGUCGUGCAGCUGACGUGCUUCUUGCUGCUCAUCAUGCCAGUGAAGCUGCUUUGAGGUUGCUCAGACCCGGCAACGAGAAUUACCAAAUCACAGAUGUGAUUCAAAAGAUAAGUGCAGAGUAUGGCUGCAAGCCUAUUGAAGGCAUGCUCUCGCAUCAGCUGAAGCAAUUCCGUAUUGACGGCGAGAAGGGCAUUAUCCAGAACCCCUCGGAGGCCCAGCGCAAGGAAUAUGAGAAGGCCACAUUGGAGACAUAUGAAGUUUAUGCCAUGGAUGUCCUUAUUUCCACUGGAGAGGGAGUGGGCCGUGAAAUGGACACUAGGUGUACAAUAUACAAGAAAACUGAUGAGAUAUAUCAGCUGAAACUAAAGGCUUCAAGAAUGUUCUACAGUGAGGUCCGCAACAAACACGGUUCGAUGCCUUUUAAUCUGCGCAGCUUCGACAAGGAGACGAGUGCGCGCCUCGGCGUAGUCGAGUGCGUUAACCACAAACUCAUCGAGCCUUUCCAGGUGCUGUACGAGCGGCCUGGUGAGCUGGUGGCACAGUUCAAGUUCACGGCGCUACUGUUGCCCUCCGGCACGCAUCGCAUCACCGGUCUGCCCUUCGACAAGUCCACGUGCAAGAGCGAUCGCUCCAUAAAGGACCCUGAAUUACUUUCUCUACUCAACUCUUCGGCGAAAUCAAACAAGAAGAAGAAAAAGAAAGCCGGCGCUGAAGAACCCAUGGAAGUCGAAACAGCUGCCUAGCAGUGCCCUCCCUAGCACUUACUCAGUAUCUGCAACCUCAGACGUAAUAAACUCUAAACCGACCACCUCCAUAUUAUGAGCCAAAAAGAAUAACUCCAUUUGUCAUUGUUCCUAGAAAAUUAAAUAUUCCCAGACAACUUUUUGGCUUGACAAUUAUCUACAAAUCGGCAGAACUAUUUACAAAAUUAACUAAUAACACUUACAUGUUUUGUGUACAAAGUUAAUGCCUUACACGCAAUUCCUACAUUUUGUGUGUUAGAUAUUUAAUGACAUUAGUUGAUUGAAUAAUACAAUGUACAUAAUAACAUUACACAUGUGAGGCAUUGACUAUUCAAUGAAGCAUAAUCUAACAGAACACAAAACCAUUCCUUGUGACGUUUGUUGAUUUAAAAAAUUGUGACGUGCACAAAUCCGUUCUCACUCUUUAUUUGUGCAAUUAGUAUAAUGAGUGACCUUUCCAUACUUUUUAAGAAUCCUAUGGACAUUUCCUCAUAUAACAUAGAAUGAAUUAUUUUUUAUUUAUUGGUAUUUGAGAAAAUGAAGUUGUAAAGACCAUUGAACUUCUCUAUAGGAUUAGAUAUUGUUUAGGAUUCCUCAAAAAUGCGGUGUUUGCGAGUUUUUGUGCAUAUUUCGUACAGUCAAUGCCGUAAGCGUCUACUGAAUUAUUGCUUACAAAAAUAUAUUUGCUAAGAAUUACUAGAUAUAAUAAAGGUAGCUCAAAGUGUUAUAAAUAUAUUCUGGCACUAGUUUAGUUUCCAUGUAAUUUUGUUUUGUUUGUUUUCUUGUAUUGUUAAAAACAUAAGUCCAACAGGGACAAUGUUGUUUGUGAAAAUUGAAAGGUAUAAAAUCAGUUGAUAUGUUUACGGGACUGACAGUACUGAAGAGAAGUCAAUGAGGAGUGUAAAAUAUGCGACACUGUGAGAAAGGAA
This is a messenger RNA of Hyposmocoma kahamanoa, 2321 nucleotides long. Its product is annotated as proliferation-associated protein 2G4. The coding region runs from base 253 to 1392 and encodes 379 amino acids. The transcript has 8 exons. The record is from RefSeq and is a predicted model, not a curated record. Lineage: Eukaryota; Metazoa; Arthropoda; Insecta; Lepidoptera; Cosmopterigidae.